Aplosporella prunicola CBS 121167 is the source of this 650-nucleotide messenger RNA. RefSeq lists its product as uncharacterized. Bases 271 to 480 code for a protein of 69 amino acids. Lineage: Eukaryota; Fungi; Ascomycota; Dothideomycetes; Botryosphaeriales; Aplosporellaceae. The record is from RefSeq and is a predicted model, not a curated record. The transcript has a single exon.
AACCUUCACUUGGGUGCUCUUGCCGUCGUUGCUUGUUUACUCCAGCGUAGUGUUGUUGCUCAAUUUAGCGCUUUUUUUCUGCUUUAUUUAGCCUCCGUGUCUUCGCGCCCGUAAACUACCUAUCCAUCUCUUUUUCCCUGGCCCUGGCCUGCGAGGACCUCUUCUGUGUGUGCUUCGCGAGUCUCGUUGCCGCAUGCGUUUUUCUCGUUCUCGUUCUCGUUCUCGUUUUGCUGUUCAUUGCGAGAAGGAGGGAGGUCGGGGAAGGGCUUAAUGGGGACGAGCUGUCGAGCCGAGAGACUUACUUGGGCUCGUGGUUUUGGGGGAGUGUUUAGGAGGGGUUGCGUUUUACGCGCGCUCCAACGUACAGUCCUGCUUGAGGAGGAGGAGGUCGUGGUGGUCGUGGUGGCGGCGGCUUGCGCUGGCUUCUGCUCUGCUUUGCCGUGCCGUGCCGUCUUCUACGUUUGCGCGACAGCGAACUAACUACCUAAUCGCCAUUCUUAUACACACUUUUUUUGGUUGUUGUUGUUAUUGUUGUCAUUGUGGUUGUGGGGAAGGCGGACCCGUCAACGUCCAUCUCAUCUCAUCUGAUCAUGCCUAGGUAGGCUUGUCGUCGUCUGGCAAGCACGGGUAAGUCCGGAGGGCUUAAGUAC